AUGCCGGAGCUCGGACACCGGAAAAAGGAAGGAAGCGAGUUCCUGUUGGCGACACGUGGAUGGAGCCGCUGCUCUGACGCCGCUUUCCUUUUGUCUGCGGCCAGUUCGGAGCAACCGCUGACCGCUCCUGCCCCUCCCGAGGACGAGGAGGCCUGCUCCGCGGCCCGAUCGUCUCCGGCCGCUCCCGGAGCCCCGAGUCUCCCCUCUCCGCCGCCAGCCGCCGCCGCUUCCCGCCAUGUCCGCCACCCCCCAGGCCUCCGCUGCCCAGUGCCCGGAGCGGACCUACGUCUGGACCCUGGAGGAAAGAAACCUCAUGAAUCUAAGGGAUGUGGGAAAACUCUUUCACGAUCCACUUCCCUCAGUGAAGAUAUGAUAACUGACACAGGAAAAAGACCUUUUGAAUGUAAGGAAUGUGAGAAAACCUUUUCACGAUUCCCUUCCCUCACUGAACAUACUGGAAUUUACACAGGAGAGAGACCUUUUGAAUGUAAGGAAUGUGGGAAAACCUUUUGCUAUUCACAUUCCUUUAGGCAACAUACUGGAAUUCACAUGGGAGAGAGCCUUUAUGAAUGUCAGGAAUGUGGGAAAACAUUUCUUGAAUCAAGUCACCUCACUGUGCAUAGAAGAAUUCAUACAGGAGAGAAAUAUUAUGAAUGUCAGGAAUGUGGAAAAACAUUUUCUCAAUCAAGUAAACUAAUUUCUCAUAGAAGAAUUCAUACAGGAGAGAAACCUUAUGAAUGUAAGGAAUGUGGGAAAACAUUUUCCCACUCAAAAAGCCUCAUUCGACAUAGAAGAAUUCAUACAGGAGAGAAACCUUAUGAAUGUAAGGAAUGUGGGAAAAGAUUUUCUCACUCAAGUAAGCUCAUUUCUCAUAGAAGAAUUCAUACAGGAGAGAAACCUUAUGAAUGUAAGGAAUGCGGGAAAACAUUUUCUCAAUCAAAUAACCUCAUUACACAUAGAAGAAUUCACACAGGAGAGAAACCUUAUGAAUGUAAAGAAUGUGGGAAAACAUUUUCUCAAUCAAGUACACUCAUUUCCCAUGGAAGAGUUCACACAGGAGAGAAACCUUAUGAAUGUAAGGAAUGUGGGAAAAGAUUUUUCCGCUCACAUAGCCUCAGUUUACAUAGAAGAAUUCACACAGGAGAGAAACCUUAUGAAUGUAAGGAAUGUGGGAAAACAUUUUCUCAAUCAUAUACACUCAUUUCUCAUAGAAGAAUUCACACGGGAGAGAAACCUUAUGAAUGUAAGGAAUGUGGGAAAACAUUUUCACUCUCAGGUGACCUCACUAAACAUAGUAGAAUUCACACAGGAGAGAGACCAUUUGAAUGCCAAGAAUGUGGGGAAUCAUUUAGGCAGUCAUAUCAGCUCAGUAAGCAUAGAAGAAUCCACCCCCUGAAGACCUGUUAA
This is a messenger RNA of Elephantulus edwardii (Cape elephant shrew), 1407 nucleotides long. Its product is annotated as zinc finger protein 135-like. The coding region runs from base 1 to 1407 and encodes 468 amino acids. The record is from RefSeq and is a predicted model, not a curated record. NCBI's taxonomy places the organism in Eukaryota, Metazoa, Chordata, Mammalia, Macroscelidea, Macroscelididae. Gene Ontology annotation, biological process: negative regulation of transcription by RNA polymerase II; regulation of immune system process; regulation of cytokine production. The transcript has 3 exons.